Anopheles aquasalis is the source of this 568-nucleotide messenger RNA. RefSeq lists its product as uncharacterized. NCBI's taxonomy places the organism in Eukaryota, Metazoa, Arthropoda, Insecta, Diptera, Culicidae. The record is from RefSeq and is a predicted model, not a curated record.
AUGCGUUCGAUUACACUGUUUGCGCUGACCAUUUCUCUGCUGUAUGCGGCACAGCGGGGUAACGGUUUGAUGAAGGUAAUUGUUGAUUUUGACCGCUGGGAACACAUUAACGGAUCGGACAUAUUUAACGUCGAUGCGCUGCGCGUUCGUAAGUACAACCGUACACUGUCCGUGCUCAAUGGUACAGGCAUAGUGCUGGUCGAUCUCGGUGAUCAAUACGAGUAUGGACUCAGCUUUGCCCGUAGUGCCCAGGGAAACAACCAGUACGAUGCGUACCCGAUGAAGCUGGCAUCGCGCCCGUUCUGCGAGUUCAUCAAGACACACUAUCGCGACUACCAGCACAUGUUCCUGAACUUUACCAAUCUUCCGUUCGUUCCGGCCGAGGGUUUGUGUCCGUUUCCGAAAGGCGAAUAUUGGGUGAAGGAUGCGUACAUCGACUCGUCCGUCAUACCAGUCGUCGUACCGGAGGGUUUCUGGCGUGCCACUACGGAGCUGCGCAUUAUCGGAACGGGGGAAAUCGUGGCACGUGGUGCGAUGUACGUAAAGUUAACCAAGGAAUUGAUUUAAA